CUGCGCCUGCGCCUUGGGAAUCGAGGCUGGCGUAUUCUCCAAUCCCCUCGCUGGAAGACUUCACUAUUCUCCUCCCUGUGGGUGGAGCGAAGUUUGGGCACUUGGGUCCUACCGUUGUUAUUAGUCUUUAGUCGUAAUUAAUAUUAAAUAACAAAAUUAAAUGGGUUUAUUUUUCGUGAAAAGUUAAUUCUCCUUGUUUUUGGCUUUGCCCCUCAUGCACCAAAUGGUACAGUCCCACACCAGCCAGCUUCCCUACCCAACACCCCUGACGCCUGCGACGGAGAGGCGCCUUCCGUGCUGUCGUCAUCACGUCGGCCGGAGCUAGCGCUGCGUCCUGGGCCACGCCUCCCGGCGCAACGCCGCUCCUCCCCGGUUACUAAGCGGCCUUGGAUACCUGGCCGCGGGAUGCUGGGCGGCGUCAGGUGACCGGUGGUCGCUGGGCGUCAGGUAACCAUGGAGAAAGAGCUGCGGAGCACCAUUGUUUUCAAUGCCUACAAAAAGGAGAUAUUUACCACCAACAACGGCUAUAAAUCCAUGCAGAAAAAACUUCGGAGUAAUUGGAAGAUUCAGAGCUUAAAAGAUGAAAUCACAUCUGAGAAGUUAAAUGGAGUGAAACUGUGGAUUACAGCUGGACCAAGGGAAAAAUUUACUGCAGCUGAGUUUGAAAUCCUGAAGAAAUAUCUUGACAGCGGUGGAGAUGUCCUUGUGAUGCUAGGAGAAGGUGGAGAAUCCAGAUUUGACACCAAUAUUAACUUUUUACUGGAAGAAUAUGGAAUCAUGGUUAAUAAUGAUGCUGUGGUUAGAAAUGUAUAUCACAAAUAUUUCCAUCCUAAAGAAGCUCUAGUUUCCAGUGGAGUCUUGAACAGGGAAAUUAGCCGAGCUGCAGGAAAGGCUGUGCCUGGGAUCAUUGAUGAGGAAAGCAGUGGAAACAAUGCCCAGGCUCUCACCUUUGUGUAUCCUUUUGGUGCCACAUUGAGUGUCAUGAAACCAGCAGUGGCUGUUCUGUCUACAGGUUCUGUCUGCUUCCCACUUAACAGACCCAUUCUGGCUUUCUAUCACUCAAAGAGACAGGGACUCGCUCUGUUUCCCAGGCUGGAGUGCAGUGGUGCAGUCAUAGCUCAUUGUAACCUCGAGCUCCUGGGCUCAAGUGAUUCUUCUGCCCCAGCUUCCCAAGUAGCUAGGACUACAGAACCAAGGUGGGAAGCUGGCAGUGCUUGGUUCAUGUCACAUGUUCAGUGAUCAAUAUUUGGACAAAGAAGAAAACAGCAAAAUCAUGGAUGUUGUUUUCCAGUGGCUCACAACAGGAGACAUCCACCUAAACCAGAUUGAUGCCGAAGACCCAGAGAUUUCUGAUUACAUGAUGCUGCCCUACACAGCCACCCUAUCAAAGCGGAAUCGAGAGUGUCUCCAGGAGAGCGAUGAGAUCCCGAGGGACUUUACCACCCUCUUUGACCUGUCCAUCUUCCAGCUGGAUACCACCUCCUUCCACAGUGUCAUCGAGGCUCACGAGCAGCUAAAUGUGAAGCAUGAACCGCUCCAGCUCAUCCAGCCUCAGUUUGAGACGCCUCUGCCAACCCUUCAGCCUGCGGUUUUUCCUCCCAGCUUCCGGGAGUUACCACCUCCACCUCUGGAGCUAUUUGAUUUAGAUGAAACAUUCUCCUCUGAGAAGGCACGGCUGGCUCAGAUUACCAAUAAGUGUACUGAAGAAGACCUGGAAUUCUAUGUCAGGAAGUGUGGUGACAUUCUUGGAGUAACCAGUAAACUACCAAAGGACCAACAGGAUGCCAAACAUAUCCUUGAACACGUCUUCUUCCAAGUGGUGGAGUUCAAGAAAUUGAACCAGGAACAUGACAUCGAUACAAGUGAAACAGCAUUCCAGAACAAUUUCUGAAGACCAUGCCUCUUGAAGCUUUUUCUGCCUCCUGAUUCUCUCUUUAUAAACUAUUUUCAAAUUGUUCCUCAACUUCUUAUCAAAAUUGUUUAUACACUCUUUCCUCCAUGAGCUAUGAAAGGUAUAUGCAUCUUCUAUAAUACCCAGAUAGGUAUAAGAUUUUUCACAAAGUCCUUAUGUAAGAUACAUUCCAUUUUUAAAAAUUAAAUGUAUGGUUGCAUCUGUCUUUUUAUACCCUAUGAAA
Macaca mulatta (Rhesus monkey) is the source of this 2135-nucleotide messenger RNA. It is a transcript of the gene IFT52, whose product is annotated as intraflagellar transport 52. The record is from RefSeq and is a predicted model, not a curated record. Lineage: Eukaryota; Metazoa; Chordata; Mammalia; Primates; Cercopithecidae. Gene Ontology annotation, cellular component: centriole; cilium; intraciliary transport particle B. Gene Ontology annotation, biological process: cilium assembly; intraciliary transport.